CACAGGUGAGAGAAUCGCUUGCCAAGAUGGCGACAUUUCUGUUGUUUAGUUUGUCAUUGGGUUGCACAGUGUGUGCGUUUCUUUCUAUGUUUAUAUCAUUCACGUCCCCGUUCUGGUACAAGUCAUGGACCCGAGUGCACAGCCAGUUCUCAAACAUUGGACUGUGGCACAUCUGUCUGGCGGGAUACAUCAAACCACAAGACCCAACGCUCAAGUCGUAUGUGGGCUGUUGGUGGAUCCACUCAUCGGAAUUUGACUCCGUUAGGACGUUUAUCAUGCCGUCAUGGUUCAUGGGAAUCCAGGCUCUCUCCAUUUUCACGUUUCUGGCCACCCUGGCUGCCUUGAUCAUUCUCAUCCUGUACAUUCCAACGGUGACCUUCAACAGGGUCUUCAAAGGUCGUCAAGUGAAGAUGCAGUUUAUAUUGGCCAUCAUUCUCUUGGCAUCAGCUUUCUUGGUGUUCAUCAUCGCACUGGUGUUUGCCGAGAUGUGCAACGACCCCAACUGGAUGCCGCGGCCGUGGAUGAACUACCUGUCAUGGGGCUACGGGAUGUGCGUCCUGUCGGGAUUCUUCGCCGCGUUCGCGGGCAUGUUCGUCUUCCUACGAGGCCUCAUAUUAAAGGACAUCGAACUAGGAGGAAAGGACAUUGACGAGAAGAUAAAGCUUGAGAAACAUGUGGCCGAACGGGCAAGAGCUAAAGAGAUGGAGGCGAUGAGAGAGCAAGCCCCGUCAGAGGAUUACAGAUCAGGUAAAUUUGAGGAGAUGUCCAUGCAGAGAGACGCGUACGGUCCCCCUCCGACCGACCUGCGGCCGCCGUACAAACCAGAUGUGCACCAGGGACGCCAGUUUGACUACGUGCCUCAACAACGCGGCUACGUGUAUCCUCAACGCGACUACAUGCCUGCACCACGUGGCUUCCGCACGGGCAGUGAGACAUACAGCGGCUACCACAGCGGCAGUGAGAGUAGCGCCAUUCCCAGUGCGGCUCCCAGCACCAAGGCUGAGUCUGUCGUUUAGAAUCGUUGUUUAAUAUAUCGGUGAACACAUGAUCAGGGCCCGUGAUUAUACAAGUUUUAAGAGUCUAGGACUCGAUAUUUAAUAACAUUAUAUGCAUACAACUUGUAUGGCGUUGCCAUGAUGUUAGCCUUGAGAUUCUGUUAAGAGUCAUCAGCGUAUACUUUAAAAGUUUGGUAAGCACGGGGCUAGGGCCUGUGUGUGUAUACAACUUUCAAGAGUCGGAGGCGUAAUUCACUAAAUUCUCACAACUGUGUGCGAUCUCGCAGUGCAAUGCUAAAAGACUUGCAAAGAGGAUGCUUUGUUGUGUAGCAGAGCCUAAGAGACCUUUGUGAAUUAGGCCCCUGGACUCGAUAUUUAAUGACGUCAUAUGCAUACAACUCUGUAUGGCGUUGCCAUGAUGUUAGCCUCGAAUUCUGUUAAGAGUUAUCAGUCUGUACUUUAAAAGGCUAGACUCUUUAUCUCUAAUGACAUCACAUGCAACACCUGAUUGAAAAUUUUCUUCCAUUCCUGCAGACGGAAUCUCUGUGGUACGUGACAUGAUAGAUGUGAACAGACACACAUAUCAUAUUUUUAUACUGUAAAUCAUAAAAAUAUUAGCGUUCUUAAAAUUUAGCGAAAUCCAAAUAACACAGAACAUUUUGUUUAGUAUCUCGUUGCGAUUUGCUACGCAAGUGUCAGAAUAUGGAUUUAUGCACGUAAUAAAUUGCUUUUGUAUGUAGCGUUUGCAAGAUACCUGUAAUUUCCAAAUUGGAAAAAUAUACUCCUGCAACUAAUACCAGUUUUACAAUAUAUACAGCCAGGUGCAGAUCCGGGGGUGGGUGGGGGUAGGUCGAGGGGGUCCAGACCCGGCUUGUAAUGUAUGGAGUGCCUUCAGCAAUCUUAAAUAUUUUUCAUUUAAUUAGUUGCAUAUGACCCCCCCCCCCAAAUACCAAAAAUAUGUAUCCGUACCCGAUAGCUACUAAAUAUAGACUUCUGUUCAAUGAUAACCUGGUAUGUUCAGGAUGAUAUUUGAAAUAAUUUUACAUGGUUAACACCAAAACUUUACAUUUAUGUUACGAAUCGGCAGAAAAUUUUGCCAAAUUAUAUAUUAAACUUCUAAAUUUUAUAGAGACCCAGUUAUUUUGUAACAAAAUAUCAAGUAAUACUUAAAAUUCUUUCGCCAAAUUAAAACAAAAUACGCCAAUUGUUUUUAAAAUUUGCAAUUGGCGAAUUUGGCGAGUGCCAGAGCUAGCCCUUAUAAGCAGUAUAUGUCUCUGUAAUAUCAAUGUGUCCUCGUGCUUCUGUUUGACAGAGCAAGUUUGUAUAUAGUACCAUCAUUUUUGUACCAAAUCAUUUUUAUACAUAAUACUUUGAUUAAAUUUGUAUACUGUAUUAGUAUCAUAAGUGCUUUUGUUUUUACUAAUAGUAGUAAUGCCCACGACAGAACAUAAUGACACCAUCAUUUUGUCUUCAUAUUCCAGAUUUUAAAUGUUUUAUUGGCUAUUUUAUAUCCAAAUAAUGUCCCUACAAUAAUUGUGUGAUCGUUCCAUUAUGAAAAUGUGUAGAUGGAAGUAUUGCAAUUAUAUAAAAUUGUACAAUUUACAAAAGAUGAUGUGAAGUAAAAUUAUGGUGUAACAGCUAUCUUGCGAACACAAUUUUGUAAGAAUAAUUAGUAAAACUCUGUGAUGAUAACAUACCACAGCAAAACAAACAUACAAUAGCAUUUUGUAGCAGCUCUGCUGUUUGCCAUCACAAAUUUCGAGGUUUAGUAUAAAAAUGUAUAUACAUUUAGUGUUUUCCCUAGCUUGUUUUAGCAUGGUGCAGCACCAUGCCUCAAUAGUCUAGCACCAUCUUGCCUCAAUCAGCACCAUGCUGCCCUGAGAUUAAACAAACC
Messenger RNA from Gigantopelta aegis, 2889 nucleotides. RefSeq lists its product as uncharacterized. The transcript is spliced from 4 exons. Gene Ontology annotation, cellular component: membrane. Lineage: Eukaryota; Metazoa; Mollusca; Gastropoda; Neomphalida; Peltospiridae. The record is from RefSeq and is a predicted model, not a curated record. The coding region runs from base 27 to 1016 and encodes 329 amino acids.